Paraglomus brasilianum is the source of this 1596-nucleotide messenger RNA. NCBI's taxonomy places the organism in Eukaryota, Fungi, Glomeromycota, Glomeromycetes, Paraglomerales, Paraglomeraceae. The record is from the annotation of a GenBank genome assembly.
AUGGCUGCUUCUUUGCCUUGCGAACUUUUGGUAAUGAUUUUGCAUAUGAAUGGAGACGACUGUUCCAUACUUCGCUCACAUAUGCUGGUCAACAAAGCCUGGCAUAAUGUAGCCAUUCAAUACCUUUGGGCUAAACCUUUUACCUUACUCUAUGAAAAAUACAUAGCGUCCGGAAGGCGAAGAACGUUCAAGCAGAGAGCAGAGAACCUUCUUACCACAUUCAUCCGGAGCUUUACGGAUGCACAACUCGUCAAUGAACGAGUCGAUUCUUUGGUAAAAAUGUGCAGCAAAAGUUCACAAUCAACUAAUUACAAUUUACACUUGAAGGAAAUCUACUUGAAGGAAAUUCAGGAAUUGGUGGCAUUAUGGAUUGAUUUAAGUCUGGAAUAUCAUAAAUACUCGCAUGUCACGGGAGAUAGGACAAACAAGUUGGCACACAUAAUUGUGGGUCUGGUCAUCCAACACUGUCAGCAAUUAAGAAAACUUUCUUUAAUACCAUUGAAUGCACCAUCUUACCAUCUACUCGGCCAGCUUUUUGAUUCUGCAAAAGAUCUCUCGCAACUGAGAGUUUUUUCUUGGAAAGGAACAUCCUAUAUGAAGAUUUUCUCCAUACUCUCAGAAUUAGCAUGUAAUUUAGAAGAAGUAUCAUUUAAUUUUUAUAACAUGAAACUCUAUUAUUACAAAGAAACGGAUAAUUUCCAGAAAUUCGUUCAAUCUCAAAGGCGGUUAAAAUCAAUCACGAUAGAACGUCUUCUCACGAACAUGAGUUCAAUGUUGAAACUGUUGAAUGUUCAUUCGGAAUCCCUUGAAUCGAUUCAAUGGGUAUAUGUGUGUUUUGAUACGGACGAUUUGAGCGCCGAACAGAUCGAACUUUGUCAGCUAAAGAGUAUCAGCAUGAGAUGCUGUGACGUAACAGAAGGCGGGCUAAAUUCUCUGUCUGUGGCAAAUAUACCUCGCCUGCAGCAACUUGUUAUUGGAAAUUGCAAUAUACCGGACGUGGACUGGGAGCAAUUUUUUCAUAAGCAUGGAAAGGCGUUGAUUGAUAUAGACAUUUCUUCACAAAGGCUGCUGGCAGAUGAAAGUUUUAUGGUUAUUUCGAGAUUGUGUGUCAAUCUCCGACAUCUGUGUGUAAGUGUACCCAGCAAUAGAGCGUUACGUAACGUCGCGGAUCUGGUGGCGAAUCAACCAAAUUUACAUUCUCUUACGUUGCGAUAUCAGACAGGUUCGGGGAGGGAGGAUAACUAUACUACUCUGUUUAACACUCUUUCAGAGUAUCGGUUUUCAAAUUUGGACUAUUUAGAACUAUACAGUACUCGAGAAUUCGAUGUAGAUUCGUUAGAUAACUUUUUAUCAAAAUCAAAGCCUCCUCUUACAUCAUUAAUAAUCUGUGAUACUUAUAUUACUGAGAAACACUUUAACGUGAUACUCGAUCAUCUCAGCGGCACACUAAAAGUCUUGAGAGCGGAAUAUGAUAUUAGCUUGGAUGAUGAGAAACGGGUAAAGAGCGUCGUGGGCAAUUUUUCCCAGUAUAGUAUUCGUAAUACGAGACAUCUUAGGUGUAAUGCAGAAAUAUGUACGAGGCGUCACAAAAUAUAA